Molecule: messenger RNA, 1349 nt
Organism: Prorocentrum cordatum
Lineage: Eukaryota; Dinophyceae; Prorocentrales; Prorocentraceae
Source: the annotation of a GenBank genome assembly
UCCCUGCAGCCAUGGACGGGCCUACGAUGAUGAUGCACGUCAGAGAAAUGCUGCGCUCCGAGAUCAAGAAGACGAUGGCGAAAGAUGACGUCGAGAGGCACGAGGGGCGCCUCAACAACAUGGAGCAGGAGAUCAAGGACUUGCGAGAGGGACGUUCGGCAGCUCCCUCAUCCACGGCGGCUUCGUCGGUCGGGCACCCGCUGCCCUUCUCGGGGGUCGAGAACACGGCGGCACAGCCGUCCGUGCCGGGGCCAAAGAGGGCGUGCGACAAGAUCUGUGUGACUAUUGGUGGCUGGGAUCGGGACACACCCCGCGACACCAUCCUGAACGAAGCUCGUGCGUUUACCGACGCCAUUCCCGACAAAGCAGAGGAUGGGGUGCUCGUCCCGCUCAAGCGUGCCAUUUUCCCGAAGGCGGCGGACCUCCAGCUAGACUACAUUCGAGGCAUCAUCUGGUGGAAGCAGCGCAGGUUCGGCGAGAUGGCGAGGACCACGAGUCUCAUGAGCUUCAAGGAGCACGUCGCGGCCGGCAUCAGCGCCCACACGGGCGUGCACCUCAGCCUGGUCGAAUUCCAGGCCAAGGUCAAUGCGGGCAAAUCUGGAACGCUCAGGGACGCGGAGCGCUUUGCAGCGACUCUGCGCGAGCAGCACGACUACGACGCGGCCAUCCUCCAGGAGGUCGGCUACUGGGGCAAGACCACGAGGCUGGAGGUCGGCGAGGGCGACCUCUACCUGGUCACACCGCGGGUCGAGGGGCAAAAGCAGAUGGGGCUGCUGGACUCUAUGGAGGAGCUCUCUGACCUGAUCAUGACGGCACCGCCUGGGGCGUACCCGAUCGCGGGCGUGGACGCGCAGACGGCUUUGCCCCCGCCGCAGGCGGACGAUGAGCGCUGGAUUGGGGGCUCCCCAGUCGGCCAGCGCACGCGUCGCGCCGAAAUGCCAACGAGACUUCUCAUGCAGCGCGGCCUGGCGGCGACGAACACGUUCACCGAGGCGGCCAGCGGACCCACCUGCCACUGCGAUUUCAAGCACCCGCCAGCCCAGAUCGACGAUGUCCUGGUACCUGCUCGCGACAUCUGGAAGGUCAGCACCACGCUCGAGGAGAUCACCCACAGCGCGCAAUCCGACCACUCGGCCAUCAAGCUGGAGUUCACCCUCGGCACCAGGAGGCGCUACAUCUGGCACGGAGGUCGUGCUCCUAUGAAGGGCUGGACCUGCUUCGACAACCGCUUCCAGCGCUGGAGCCACAGCGCCUGCUACGCCGACCGCAACCCAGCGCCGAUCACUUCCGUGACGGACGCGGCGUACCUGGCUGCCGCUGCUUGUGGCAGGGGUCCGCCUGCGAGGCAG